AUGAGUUGGGAGGGGGCGGCGAAGUGGGUUGUUGGGAUCAACGAGUUCUUCUCAUCGACCAGGUAUCGUCGACGUCACGAAAAAUACGACACGAAAAAGAGGUGCAACACGAGGACUUCCCAGGAGGUCACCCAUCCUAGUACUACUCUCGCCCAAGCACGCUUAACUGCGGAGUUCGAUGGGAUCCGGUGCAUUAGUGCUUGGUAUGAUCGCACCCGCCAAGUGUUGCGCGAUCAAUGGGGGCGGCGAAGUGGGUUGUUGGGAUCAACGGUAAAAAGGAUGAUGUUCGUUCAUGCAAGACUUAUGAAAUUUGAUAGAGUUCUUCUCAUCGACCGGUAUCGUCUGACGUCACGAAAAAUACGACACGAAAAAGAGGUGCAACACGAGGACUUCCCAGGAGGUCACCCAUCCUAG
Sphenostylis stenocarpa is the source of this 414-nucleotide messenger RNA. Lineage: Eukaryota; Viridiplantae; Streptophyta; Magnoliopsida; Fabales; Fabaceae. The record is from the annotation of a GenBank genome assembly.